Gallus gallus (chicken) is the source of this 3093-nucleotide messenger RNA. RefSeq names its product basic proline-rich protein-like. The transcript has a single exon. NCBI's taxonomy places the organism in Eukaryota, Metazoa, Chordata, Aves, Galliformes, Phasianidae. The coding region runs from base 1642 to 2772 and encodes 376 amino acids. The record is from RefSeq and is a predicted model, not a curated record.
GAGGGGCAAAGGACGCGGGCAAGCGGGCACUGAUGGAUGGCAAUGGGAUGGGAUGCAGUGUUUGGGUUGGACGUGUGGAUCUACACAACACAACACACACAACACAAAACAACACAGUACACACAGCACAGCACAACGCAGCACAGCGCACGCAACACACAACGCAACGCAACACAAUGCAACACACAACAGAAUGCCACACAACACAAUGCACAACACAACACACAACACACAACACAACACAAUGAAGCGCAACGCACCCACAACACAACACACAACACAGUGCAACACAGCACACAACACACAAUGCAGCACACAACACAACGCAACACAAUGAAACACAACGCACACAACGCCAUGCAACACAACACAACACAGCACACACAACGCAGUGCAACACAACACAACACAGCACACACAACACAAUGCAUACAACGCAAUGCAACACAACACAACGCACACAACGCAACGCAACACAACACAGCACACACAACACAACACAACGCACACGAAAAAGGGAAAAAAAGGCAAAAAAAAAAAGGGGGAAUGAUAUUUUUUGAGAGACUUUUGUAUCAAAGCUGAGCACUUGGAGAAAAAAAAAGAGAAAAAACGAGGAAAAAAAAAAAGCAAAAAAGAAAAAACCAAACCAAAAAAAAACCACAACAAAGGGCCGCUCCAGAUGUAAUAUAUUUUGUGGAUGUUUUUAUUCCUUGGAUUUAUAGUACCUUAUACUAAGGUUAAAGAGAAAAACAAACAAACAAACAAACAAAAAAGAGAAAAAAAAUAAUAAAAAAAUAUUUAAAAACGGUAAAAAAAAAAAAAAAAAAAUUUCACCCCAACCCCGCACCCCCGGAGAUGAUGAUAAUAAUAAUAUUAAUAAUAAUAAUAAUUAAUAAUAAUGAAUGAUGGUGAUGAUGAUAAUAAAACCCGGCUCGGUAUGGUGAGAAGGUGGCGAUUUUCACACCCCUUUCAUCCGCUCAUCCCCGGCGUUCGCUGCAACCGCCCGCACUGUGCGCAAACGAUGCCGUAAAUAUAGAUAUUGUGUUUGGCUGACAAAGCGCGGCGGAGUCCCGGCCCUUCUUUGAGCACGGGGUGGGGGCGGGAUGCGCCGCGGGGCUGCGGGGGGCGAUGCUCACCCCCCACGAAUGGGGUGGCCGUGGGGUUGGGAGGACCCCGCGUGGUCGGGGCUCGGUUGGGUUGGCCUCGCCUGCGGCGCGUGGCGGCGCGUGGGGCGGGUGGGUCGCUCGGCCCCAUAGCUCAGCCCCAUAUCUCCACCCGUAUCUCCAGCCCACACCUCUGCCCCACGGCUCCCUCUGCCCCACAGCUCGGCCCUGUUGGGUUUUUCCACCCCUCCGGCCCCACAGCGGAUUUAAGGCUCGGCGGUGGCGUCCGUUGGCUCAAAGAGGAUCUGAUGGUUCAGCCCUUAAUGCCGCGGUGCCGCAGGUGAGGAGCGCACAGGGAUUUCUGCCCGGGUUAUAAAUAAGGUGGAUUUCGGGGCCGGUGCGGCGGGGCGAGGGGGGGUGAGGGGUAAAUCCCACAGCGCCGCCGUCCCCGUGCGCGGUGACCGCACUCCGUCCAUCCUUCCCAAUGGGGAGCGGAGGGUCGGGGCCGUCGCCGUUGGUGCCGUGGGGUUGAGCAACGAUGGGCAGUGGGGGCGCGGAGUGGGUGCCAACGGGGCAGCGUCAGGAUGGGGCACCAAUGGGUCACAUCGGGGACGGCCCAACCCACGUUGGGUUGGGUGGUGCCUCCACCUGCAGGGCUGUAGGAGCAGCAGUGGGGCUGAGCUCCCAUCCCCGGUGCCGGUGGGACCCCGCGGUGCCGCCGCCGGGAUGGGCGCACGCGGGAGGAGCACCCAUGGGUGGCGGAACGUGCGGAGCGCGUGCAGCACCUUGCACGAAAAUGUUGGUUGCCACGGAAACGAGGCACUUUCCGUCCCCGUUGUGUGUUCCGGGGGGGGAGGGAAGGGCUCGCAGCCACGUGCAGUGCAGUGCAGUGGGUCGGCUCCCGCUGCGUGGCUUUGGCCAACGCUCCUCACCGCCCAAAGCCCGCGGGCGGCCGUGGGGCAGCGGUUGGGUUUGGAGGAGCAGCCGUUCCCUUUGGGCCGUCCCCGAUGUCCUCGUGGGGAAGGGAUGCGGAAGGAGUCCCCAAACUGCUCCCAAAUCCGAAGGGGCGGUGCUCACUGAGCGCUCCUCUCCAUGUCCCCCUGCCCGUCCCGAUCCCCCACAUCCCUUCCCAGUGUCCCUGUGGGGUCACCGGCCCAGGCAGGACUCUGUCACCCUUCGUGGGGACAUCACCCCAAUGCCACCACCCUCCAUGGGGACAUCACCUCAAUGCCAUCACUCUCCAUGGGGUCAUCGCCCCACUGCCAUCACCAUCCAUGGGGACACCACCCCCGCUGCCAUCACCAUCCAUGGGGACAUCGCUCCAUGGCCACCACCCUCUAUGGGGGCCAUCACCCCAUGGCCAACACCCUCCAUGGGGCCGCCGUUCUUCAUGGGGCCGUCACCUCACUGCCAUCCCUCUCCAUGGAGCCAUCACUCUCAGUGGGGCCGUCUCCCCACUGCCACCCCCUCCGUGACGACAUCACCCUUCCCACUCCCUGUCCCCAUUCCUCGCAGGGCAUUUGGACCGGAUGUCCCCACAGAGUCCCCUCCAAGCCAACAGUUCUCCAUGUCCCGAUGUCCCCCCCCCCCCACUCCAGGUCCCCCUCUCCCCACAGCCGUGGGCACAAUCCCCGCCCGGCGCUCACCUCCCUCGAUCCCUCAGCCCUAAUCCCAUGUCCUCACCGGUGUGUGUAACGCCUUCCCAAUUUAGCAGCAUCAGCUGCGACGGUAAUUAACGCUCUGUUUACCUGCGCCGCCGCGCUGCUAAUUAAUAAAGCCACCCCUGGCACCGCUCCUAACCUGCCGUCCCCGUGCGGUGACACCGCAUCCGUCGCGACGUCCCCACCACCCCUUCGCCAAUUUCAUGGGUUUUGUCCCCAAACCCAACGCUCCAUCCAUCUGUGGAACCCAACGCUCCAUCCCUCCCCAUCCCUUCCCCAAAUCCACACUUUUUCUCCCCAAACCCAACGCUCCAUUCAUCUCCAUCCCU